This is a messenger RNA of Myripristis murdjan (pinecone soldierfish), 1965 nucleotides long. Its product is annotated as tripartite motif-containing protein 16-like. The transcript has 4 exons. Gene Ontology annotation, molecular function: protein binding; zinc ion binding. The record is from RefSeq and is a predicted model, not a curated record. NCBI's taxonomy places the organism in Eukaryota, Metazoa, Chordata, Actinopteri, Holocentriformes, Holocentridae. Bases 1 to 1965 code for a protein of 654 amino acids.
AUGGCACAGCGAGGAACUCAACUGGACUCUGAGAAAUUCUCCUGUUCCAUCUGUCUGGAUCUACUGAGGGAUCCGGUGACUCUUCCCUGUGGUCACAGCUACUGCAUGAGCUGCAUUGAAACCCACUGGGAUGGACAGGAUUGGUGGAGAAUCUACAACUGCCCACAGUGCAGACAGACCUUCUCCCCAAGGCCUGUCCUGCGGAAAAACACCAUGUUAGCAGAGUUAGUGGAGGAGCUGGAGAAGACGGGACUCCAAGCUGCUCCUCCUGAUGGCAGCUAUGCCGGACCUGGAGAUGUGGCCUGUGAUGUCUGCACUGGGAGAAAGCUGAAAGCCCUCAAGUCCUGUCUGGUGUGUCUGGUCUCUUACUGCCAGCAGCACCUCCAGCCUCACAACGAAGUAGCCCAGUUAAAGAAACACAAGCUGGUGGAACCCACUGUACAUCUUCAGGAGAACCUCUGCUCUCGUCAUGGUGAGGUGAUGAAGAUCUUCUGCUGCACUGAUCAGCAGUGCAUCUGUUAUCUCUGCUCCAUGGAAGAACAUAAAGGCCACAAGACAGUCUCAGCUUCAGCAGAAAGAACUGAGAGGCAGAAAGGGCUCAGAAAGAGCCGCAAAAAAAUCCAGCAGGGAAUCCAGGACAGAGAGAAAGACUUGAGGGUGCUUAAGCAGGAGGUGGAGGCCUUCAAUCACUCUGCUGAUGGAGCAGUGGAGGAAAACGAGAAAAUCUUCAGCGAGCUGCUCUGUCUGCUUGAUGACAUAAGAUCUGAAAUGAAGCAGCUGAUCAGAUCACAGCAAGAAGCCGAAGUGAGUCGUGCUGAAGAAGUUCAGGAGAAGCUGAAGCAGGAGAUCGCUGAGCUGAGGAGGAAAGACGCUGAGCUGGAGCAGCUCUCACACACAGAGGAUCACACACAUUUCCUGCACAGUUACCCCUCGCUGUCACGUCUCAGUGGAUCUGCACAACUUCCCAGCACCGAUAUCCGUCCUCUGCGGCGCUUUCAGGAUGUGACUGCAGCUUUGACAGAGCUCAUAAAUAAACUGCAGGGCAUUCUUAGUGAGGAAUUGACUAAGAUCUCACUGACAGUGACUGAACCGGAUGUUUUACUGUCACAACUUGGACCCAAAACCAGAGCUGAGUUCUUACGAUAUUCACGUAAAAUCACUCUGGAUCCAAACACAGCAAACAAAGAGCUGGCAUUAUCUGAGGGAAAUAGAAAAGUAAUAAGUACAUUAGAACAGUCGUAUCCUGGUCAUCCACACAGAUUCACUGACCGCUGUCAGGUCCUGAGCAGAGAGACUCUGACUGGACGGUGUUACUGGGAGGUGGAGUGGAGCAGGUGGGGAGCUUCAAUAGCAGUCGCAUAUCAGGAUGUGAGCAGAAAAGGGAAGAAAAGUCAAUUUGGACACAAUGACAAGUCUUGGGCAUUAGAGUGUCACAACAGUUAUAAAUUCAUCCAUAACAAAAAGGAAAAUCUCAUGUCAAGUCCUUUGCUCUACAGAAUCGGAGUGUACCUGGAUCACAGAGCAGGUAUUCUGUCCUUCUACAGCGUCUCUGAAACCAUGACUCUCCUCCACAGAGUCCAGACCACGUUCACUCAGCCGCUCCACGCUGGACUCCAUCUGUAUUCUUCUGAAUCCACUGCUGAGUUUUGUGAACUCAGUGCCUGUGUUCUGAUGGACAUAAAAGACUCAGAAAACUAUGACAAAGCCAAAGCAGCAAUUCUUGCAAAAUAUGAAAUCACACCUGACACCUACCAGAGACGAUUCCGGUCCCUGCAGACUGAGCCUUUCCUGAGGGUGAUCCAUCCAGAGUUGGAAAUCUGGAUCGGAGAGGAUGACCCCAAGAUAGCAGAGGAAGCAGCUCGUCUUCACAUCAGCAAGGACAGAGAGCUGAAAUGCCAAGUUCGGAUGGCGGAAGCACCCAGCCCAUACAAUUCCAAGACCAGCCAGGGUAGACACAGUGAGUGA